GAAACUAAAUACUCCUUUCUGUUCCUGGAGCUGGGGCUUCCUGAAUCUCUCCUGCAGUGGCUCUCUGAUCACUUUGUGAGCACCACUGAACUGCAGGCUUCACUCAGUGUGCUGGAGAGCAGCAUUCUGGGUAACCUGUCCCUUCAGGUAGAGGAGGGCAAGUCAAGGCCUUCUAAAGAGACAAUCACUCAAACUGUACUACAAGCCACAGGGGAGGCAGGCCUUUCUGAAAAAGAUGUACAGUUGAUUGUAAGAGGCAGCAUCAUAAGCACUCGUUGCUCAGAGUCCUUCAACACCAAAACAGCACUGAUGAGUCUGUUUGGCCUCCCGCUGUGGUACUUCUCUCAGUCACCACGUGUAGUCAUACAGCCAGACGUGCAUCCUGGGAACUGCUGGGCAUUUAAAGGUUCAUAUGGUUAUCUGGUGAUCGGCUUGUCCAUGAAGAUCGUGCCGACAGCCUUUUCUCUGGAUCAUAUUCCCAAAUCCCUGUCGCCCACCGGAAACAUUUGCAGUGCCCCACGAGACUUCAAUGUAUAUGGUCUUGAUGAAGAGCAGCAGGAAGAGGGGCAGUUGCUUGGACAGUUUGUCUAUGAAGAAGAUGGAGAUGCUCUUCAGACCUUCUUGGUCUCUCAGGAGAUGACGAGAGCUUUUCAGAUCAUUGAGAUGAGAGUGCUGUCUAACUGGGGUCAUCCUGAAUACACUUGUGUGUACCGUUUCCGGGUGCAUGGGAAGCUUGUUGAUGAAUGACUUACAGGCACUUGGGACAUUAUGAACUCCUGACAAUUUGUCACUCAUGCACUGGAAAAAAGAGGAAUAGUCACUCUUAAGAAACAAAUAAUGUGCCAUAGAGCUACACAGUUAAUAUACGAUUGCAUGCUGGUACAUGUACUGUUAGGCCUCAAGGUCAAAAUCGGCACUUGCACUCGUCUCAUUCUGAUGCAUCACACUGUUUCCAAUUUUGUCCGUCAUCAGGGUUUAUUUAUUAUUAUUAUUAUUAUUAUUUAAUAUAUCUGUUAGAAUUCACCAGCAAAAAAUGCAUGACAAUUCUACGAACAAACCAGUGCAGAAUGUAUUUUCGACUAAAUGUAAAUUUUGUUUAUAAGUUCAAUUUUGUGCUGAUAAAUAAAGUCUUUCUGCUUUGUGGCAAACUUCACUGCCAACAAAAUAAAUAAAUAGUUAUGAUUUAAUUAUGUGUAGCAUAUGUAUUAUUUUUAAACAGUCUUUAGUUUAAUAAACAGUAGACUUGCACUAAGAGUUAAGCACUAAACUGAGACUUUCUAAUAUGUUGUUCCACGUCAAAAAUGAAACAUUAAAAUCAUCCU
This is a messenger RNA of Pimephales promelas (fathead minnow), 1322 nucleotides long. Its product is annotated as SUN domain-containing protein 1. The record is from RefSeq and is a predicted model, not a curated record. Lineage: Eukaryota; Metazoa; Chordata; Actinopteri; Cypriniformes; Leuciscidae. Gene Ontology annotation, molecular function: protein-membrane adaptor activity. Gene Ontology annotation, cellular component: nuclear envelope; meiotic nuclear membrane microtubule tethering complex.